Messenger RNA from Lachancea mirantina, 342 nucleotides. The record is from the annotation of a GenBank genome assembly. NCBI's taxonomy places the organism in Eukaryota, Fungi, Ascomycota, Saccharomycetes, Saccharomycetales, Saccharomycetaceae.
AUGCCCCAACCAGAGUACAUAAAUGAGCGAUUAGAGGCUCUAAAUGACAUUGACAAAGAGCUGGUAAUCAUAUUAUCGAAUGCCUCACAAGUUAUUGGGACUUUAGCCGGUUUAAAGAGCGGAAACGAAGCUAUGAAACCUCAGUUCGAAUCCCAUGUAAAAGCGUUUUAUAGCAGCUUAGAAAGGGCCUCUGUGGAUCUAAGACGUGAAAUUAAACAUCUGGACGAUAAUAUUGGCACUAGAUUGUUGCCCAUUAAUCUGGAUAAGAAGGCUACAGGUCAAGAUGAUGAGAAAUUGCAAGAACAAUUGGAACUCUUGGAAAGGGAGCUAAAAAGGCAAUAG